CCCCCCCCCUUUCGUUCCUUUCUUUCGUCCGUGGCGUAGCGUCGAGGUUAUCUUCUCAGUGCGCCCAAUACUCUCCCCACUCCUCCAAGCUCUGGCUGUGUUCGUACUGCGCGAAACACGGAGAUCCUGCCCGUCGGUUCGCUCGAUCGCUCACGGUGGACAGACGUCGCAGGGUUGAACCGCGGAAAUGGACAAUGUCAACAUCACAGACCUGGUGAGAAGACUUGCCAGCAAUGAGGAUAGCGUGCGCAAGAUGGCCGUCUUCAAGCUGCAGUCCAGCAUUGGCGACCCUUCGUUCGCCGACGUGUUCAUCAUGGAAGGCGGAUUGCCCAAGCUGGUGCAUCUGACGCUGUACUCGAGCGGCAACACGCUGGCUUAUGCGCUCACGAGUUUCUCGCGUCUGCUCGAGCUGGACAAGGGAUGGGAGUAUGUUAGCGCCGAGUUGAUAGAGAGAGCAGUGCAACUCGUGGUCACGCAGCCGCUCGUCAACAUCCUACGUAGCGCCGUCUCCGUCCUCGUCGCUAUCGUAUCGCAUCCGUCCACCAGCGCCGCAGGCCCGGGCAACUUUGGCUUCAGGGCCCUCAAGCCCGCUGUGGCCGUGUACCCGCAGUUUUUGUCCAUGCUGGUCUCCAUGCUGUCUUCGGCCGAACAUCUGCUGUGCGCCAAUGCCUUGCAAUUGAUCAACUCGCUGGUCAGGGAUGUUGUCACAAACGACGCGGAGACGGAAUGGCCCAAGUUCAUCAAGAAGCUGCAGGAUCUGGGCGUCAUCAAAGCCGUGUACUUGCUGAUGCAAGGCACAGCCCUGCAGGAUCUUGCGCAGCCCCUACUCGAGUUCCAGAGCUUGACCAAGAUCAUGCUGCGGAAGUGGAGGGAGGUCAAGGUCGACCUAGAAAAGACGGACCACAAGCGCGCGCUGCGAAGCAUAAGCGCUGCGUCGUACCAAGACGACAGGCACAGAGAUCUUGGCAGCAAGAGGCACAGAGACCCAGAACGCUGGCGCCGCGUGGGUUUCGAGACCGAGCUUCCGGGUAGCGAAUUCGACGACACGGGCUUUCUCGGCAUGAUGGACCUCACCGACUUUGUGAUGAAGAAUGAGGAUCAAUUCCGCAAGCUCGUCCUGGAGCAGAGCACGAAAUCUCCCACGCAGCGCGUUCCGAUCGCACGGGCAAGCCUGGCCGUAACACUGGUCUUGUACGAACAUUUCGAGAUCGACAAAGGUGAGGCAGACGACAGCGUGCGUCUUGCCGUGCUGGAGAACAGGGCAAAUUUCGAGAAGGCGUUCAAACCACUGCUGCUGCACUGGUCGCGGUUGCACACCGCGGGACUGAACGCGUUUCUCAGGCUGUGGAAGGCCACGGGCGCGGAGACGGAAGACUUUGACAAAGUCGUCGAGCUCGUCAGGAUUCUGGUCGAGCAGGUCGUCGGCCAGGCGCCGAGGACAAAGGACAUUGCCGAGGCCGAAGUCGAGAUGGGUGAGUUCGACUAUCGCCGGCUGAGGGAGCUGCAGAUGGAAUUGCUGGAUCUAGCGUACGAAGACGCGUGGGGACAUCACUUGAGACAAGUUCGCGACGAGCUCCAACAUGAAGCUCUCCAGUUCGUCAAGGAACAACGGAUCCGAUGUCUGCUGAGCGGGGCAUGGUUCCCGCAUUCUACUGCCUUCAUCGAAUCCGGUCCGGUGACCAAGCACUCGGUCAACAAGCCCGCCCCUUCGAACUGGCGUUUCGUGCGCCUUUCCCACAACAGGCGGUAUCUUCACUACGCCGAUUUCGACACGAAACGGCCUCCGGGCCAAGAGCCGGCACUUGACGAUCUGCCCGACAAGAUCGAUCUCUCGCAAGUCUCGUCCGUCGUGUCGAACGUAUCGACCUCACCUCCGGGAAGCGCUCACAGCGAAGCGAGCACCCUCAAGGGUGCCGCCGGUACCGCCCCGUCAGGUGGGAAGGUCGGCGUGCACUUCAUGCCCGGAGCGUCCGCCACGACGCUGGCAAGCUCAAACGGCACGGGCGGAAACAGCGUGAGCAAGAAGAACGGGGAGGUGAAGCCGCUUCAGAAACCGACUCCGAACCCGUCGACGCGCAUCACCAUCCACGGGUACGCGUCUUCGCGCAAGGCCCCCGCCGCCGCCGAGCAGCAGGAGACCGUGCUGCUGCAGCUCCACCCGCCAACGCACACGCUGGCCUCGGAGUGGUUGGACGGCCUGCUCAUGCUGCUCAACCAGAGCCCCAUUACGGCUGACACGAGCAAGCUCGUCAACCUCAUCGCCGGGUACGGCCUGAAGAUCAGACUCUUGAACGUCAGAUUCGAGGAGGAGCUGGUCAGGCGCGAGGGCGAGGUCAAGAUGCCCAGCCGGGAAGGCCUGGACGAAGAUUAUUGGUAUGACAUUGGAGGAAUGUGAGUCGGUGCUUGAGCUGUUUUUUUCUUUUUUUUUUUACUUGUUGGAUUUCUACGCGAGAAGUUUUUGUAUUCUUCUCAUUUUUUGUUUUUGGGAUUUCAUCGCAGAAAACGGGCUGCAAAAGUGCUCAGAAAGGUAUGCUGCAGCAUUGCAAAAGGAGGGAAUUUCUUUUUUGUGUGUGAGUACAGGACUUAUUGUGUGAGCGUGCGGCUGAGCGUACUUGUGUGCGUGCGUGUGCUAGAUACCCCGCCCUUUUUUUUGGUGAAAACAGGGAGAGGCGGAAUAGGGAACUUGUACAAAUAUAUCACCGUGGCGAGAGUAUUGCCAGAAAAACAAAAGGGGACCAAACUCGACGGCCGUCAUUGAAAGGACUUGAAUCCUGGGAUGCCUAUACAAGACGCUUCGCGCGCGCAGAUGCGUGUGUGUUCACAUUUUACUUAGAGCCGGCUUUCCAACGCCGAAUUCUCUACAAAGCGUGUACCUGU
Verruconis gallopava is the source of this 2877-nucleotide messenger RNA. RefSeq lists its product as uncharacterized. The transcript is spliced from 3 exons. Gene Ontology annotation, biological process: cell motility; actin filament organization. The record is from RefSeq and is a predicted model, not a curated record. Lineage: Eukaryota; Fungi; Ascomycota; Dothideomycetes; Venturiales; Sympoventuriaceae. Gene Ontology annotation, cellular component: plasma membrane. The coding region runs from base 188 to 2395 and encodes 735 amino acids.